This is a messenger RNA of Dibothriocephalus latus, 276 nucleotides long. The record is from the annotation of a GenBank genome assembly. NCBI's taxonomy places the organism in Eukaryota, Metazoa, Platyhelminthes, Cestoda, Diphyllobothriidea, Diphyllobothriidae.
AACGUUUUGGCCUACGCCUUCACCCUCUUCUUCUCCAAACUGGUAUCCUACACUUUCCUCUACUGGCUACCAAACUUCCUGGCUAGCGUCAGUGUCGAGAAAGUCUCCGCUGAGCAGGCAGCCGUCCUUUCGACCAUUUUCGACAUUGGCGGCAUUGUGGGUGGUAUACUGGCGGGUUUCCUCAGUGACAGUGUCUCGGUGAGUAAAGUACAGUUGACUUGUAACCUUGUAGCUUGCCUUUCUCAUGUCACAUGUGAGUACACUGAGGCCUACUAA